GCGUUCGAAGCCGCGCCAUGCUUGCCCUCGGAAAGAGCCUGACUAAGGCUCUGGCCGCUCGGACCCUGGCGCCUCAGGUGUGUUCAUCUUUUGCUACAGGCCCCAGGCAAUACGAUGGAACAUUCUAUGAGUUUCGUACUUAUUGUGUUAAACCUUCAAAGAUGAAUGAGUUUCUGGAAAAUGUUAAGAAAAACAUACAUCUUCAGACAGCUCACUCUGAAUUGGUUGGAUUCUGGAGUGUAGAAUUUGGAGGCAGGAUCGAUAAAGUGUUUCAUAUUUGGAAGUAUGACAAUUUUGCUCAUCAAACUGAAGUUCGGAAAGCCUUGGCCAAUGAUAAGGAAUGGCGAGAACAAUUACUCAUUCCAAUUAUGGGUCUUACUGAUAAACAAGAGAGUGAAAUUACUUAUCUGGUGCCAUGGUGCAAAUUAGAAAAACCACCCAAAGAAGGAGUCUACGAGCUGGUAACUUUUCAGAUGAAACCUGGUGGGCCAGCUCUGUGGGGUGACGCAUUUAAAAGAGCAAUUAAUGCCCAUGUCGAUCUAGGCUACUCAAAACUAAUUGGAGUUUUCCAUACAGAAUAUGGAGCACUCAACAGAGUUCAUGUUCUUUGGUGGAACGAGAGUGCGGAUAGCCGAGCAGCUGGGAGACACCAGUCUCAUGAGGAUCCCAGAGUUGUGGCAGCUGUUCGGGAAAGUGUCAAUUACCUAGUGUCUCAGCAAAAUAUGCUUCUGAUUCCUACGUCAUAUUCACCAUUGAAAUAGUUUUCCACGGAAAUACAAAGCAUUGCAUGAACUGCCAUAAGAUGUGUCUGUUAAUGGUGCUUAAGUUCUUCCAAGAGAUUCUCACUUUGAUUUGAAGGAGGUGGUAAGCUAAUUUGCUAUAUCCCUUGCAUU
Messenger RNA from Lipotes vexillifer (Yangtze River dolphin), 893 nucleotides. Its product is annotated as protein NipSnap homolog 3A-like. NCBI's taxonomy places the organism in Eukaryota, Metazoa, Chordata, Mammalia, Artiodactyla, Lipotidae. Gene Ontology annotation, cellular component: mitochondrion. The transcript is spliced from 6 exons. The coding region runs from base 18 to 761 and encodes 247 amino acids. The record is from RefSeq and is a predicted model, not a curated record.